Messenger RNA from Panicum virgatum (switchgrass), 2387 nucleotides. RefSeq names its product kinetochore protein NDC80 homolog. The record is from RefSeq and is a predicted model, not a curated record. Lineage: Eukaryota; Viridiplantae; Streptophyta; Magnoliopsida; Poales; Poaceae. The transcript is spliced from 5 exons. The coding region runs from base 120 to 1856 and encodes 578 amino acids. Gene Ontology annotation, biological process: attachment of mitotic spindle microtubules to kinetochore. Gene Ontology annotation, cellular component: Ndc80 complex.
GCUUCCACGGAAAAAAAAAGAAGAAGGAAAACUCCAUUCCAUCCCCGUUAGGCCGUUACCCUGCCGCCGCUCCAUUUCAAAACCCCGUCCGAACCCUAGUCUCAAGAUCCGCGGCGGCCAUGCGGCGCGGCGGCGGCCGGCGGCUCCCCAAGUCCUCCCUGGCGCCCUCCGCAGCCGAGGCGACCCCGGCGCUGGACUCCAGCGCCAUCCCAAUCCGCAACCUCAACUCCGCCUUCUCCCGCCGCGACUCCGACGCCGCCAGCCUCUGCAGCAGCCACCGCGCUUCCUCCGUCGGCGCGGGCGUCGGUGCCGCCCCCAACUUCUCCGACCGCGCCACGCAGGCCGCCGCGCUCCGCGUCGUCAACGCCUUCCUCGCCCCCGCCGUCACGCUCCGCGGGCCGCUCCCCUCCGCGCGCGACAUCCAGGCCGCGCUCCGCAUCCUCCUCGAGCGCAUCGACUUCCCCCCCAAUGAGGCCGCCUUCGAGGAUGACCUCAUCCAGGCCCUUCGCGUGCUCGGAUGCCCCUACAAGAUCACCCGCUCCGCGCUCAAGGCCCCCGGCACCCCGCACUCGUGGCCGCCGCUCCUCUCCGUACUCCACUGGCUCACCAUCUUCGCCCAAUAUUGCGAUGCGGAGGCCUCUUCCGCCGCCCAAGCCCCAGCCAACGAUCUGAUGAUCUAUACCGCCCAGGCGUACUGCCACUUCUUGGCGGGGGACGACGAGGCCGUUGAAGCCCUCGACAAGGAGUACCAGUCCCAAGCCCGGAUGAGCGCUGAGGCUGCCGUGGCAACACUCCGUGCUGCGGAGAAGGAGGCACAUGAAUUGGAGGCCGAAGUGAAUAAGCUCACCUCUGGUCCCUCGCGGCUGGAGGCACUAGGGGCGGAGAAGGAGGCCUUGACUGCAGAUGUUCACAAGUUUGAGGCGGUGGUGACGACCUGGAAAACUAAGGUCGAUGAAAAGGAGGAGGCAUUGGUGGAUUUGGCGAAAGAGCUGGAGGCCAAAGUGUUGGAUGUUCGACGCAUUGCUGCUGAAAAUGAGGACCUGAUGAAGAAAGUGGACACUCAAGCGGUGAAUGUCAGGGAUGUCGAGAGGAUGUGGAGGGAGAUGCAGGUGAUUGAACAUGACAUUGCCAAUGCUGAGAAUGCGAAAGCAGCACUGGAGGAUAAGGGCUGGGAGCUUGAUGCUAAGCUUGUUACCAAGCUUGAGGAGCUCGAGGGGCUUGCUGAGCGAUGCAACCAGGCCCUCAAAAGGUUGAAACCUGGUAUUGAUUUUCAGUACAUGAUAAAUUCAAAAGGGUCCUCACCUGCUGAGAUGCUAGGCCCUGCUUACAAAACAGUGCUGAAACCUGCACUUUUGGCUCAUUCAGAGGAGAACAAAAGGAUUGCCGUCUCAAAUCUUGCAGAGUCUGUUGAUCUACAAAAGGAGCUGCAACGAAGUGCUAAAAUCUUGGAGGAGGAAAGGAGUAAUAUUUCCAGUCUCCAGGCUAAACAUGACAAGAUGGUUGGUCGUUUGAAGCUUCUGGAUCGUGAAAUCACAAAUGAUGACUCAAGAUGCACAGCUGAUGCGAGACGAAUGAAAGAUGAGUUGGAGAAAAAGUACAAUGAUUUAAGUUCUGUUGAAAAGGAGGCAGACGAAUUUUUGAAGAAUUCGGAGAAGAGGCUCCAAGAUGCAAUACUCAAAGAUGAUGAAGAAACACAGGCAGCAGCGAGAGAACUGCUGGAACUUGUUGAUUCCAUUGCUGAGCAUAAAGAGUUCAUGGAAGCAACAAUUGCUCAGAGGAGGAAGGAACUGUAUGAAGCUGCAGAUUAUAUAGCCUCUUUGGCAUCUAAGACAUCAUCACCCAAUCCUCAUAUCUGAAUGAUUAAAAAGUCUCAUAAUAAGAGUGGGAUGACAAGGAAGAAGGCAACGAAGCACUUCAGCAAUGGGAGGAUGACUGGGACGACGAUGACGUCAACGAUGUCGUCAACGAUGACUUCUCGCUGCAGUUGAGGAAGGAGCUGGAGAGCAAUGCGCCCAAGAACUAACCAACGUAUGCAUCCUUGUAUCGAAUUGGAGAGUGGUGUGAUGGUGUCCAAGGACUAGUUGGCGUAUGCAGCCUUGUAUCCAUUACUGUCAGAUAGGAACUGGUGUACGGUGACGAUGGUUGGGAAACUGCUACUGUUGUUCGGUGCUCGUCCUUCUUGGCAUGGUCACUGAUUUAGUCGUUCCGCUUGCUUUUAAUGGAUCAUUUCCCUGUUUCCGUCUAGUAAUAACGGAUGCACCUUGGUUAAAAGGCAGCGAGGAGAAUUGUAUGUUACAUGUGCGCUGUUCGUUUGUACAAUUCCUGACGCACCAUAUGAAACGCUGCCAGGAGUGCUGCUCUAACAGUUGUUGUGGUCUUUCUUUUUC